AUGGCAUCCAUUUGGAGACCAAGCAGGGGUAUGAUGGCGAGGGAAGUGUCCCAUAACCUCUUCAUCUUCUAUUUUUUCCACGAGGUUGACCUCCUCCGGGUGAUUGAGGACGGUCCUUGGUCCUUUGAACAAAGCUUGCUGCUGCUUCAACGGGUCGAGCAGAAUGAAUCACCCUUCGACAUCUGUCUUAACUAUGAUGAGUUCUGGGUACAGGCUCACAACUUUCCUAUGAGCCUCCAGAACAGGAAGAUGGCGGAGGCUAUUGGAAAUUUCGUCGGGGAGUUUAUCAAACUGGACACUAUCAACAUGAAUGGCCUCUGGAAACCUUUCAUGAGGGUGAGAGCAAGACUGGACGCCACCAAGCCUCUGAAACGGAAAAUGAAAGUCAAACCUCCUAAAGGCGACGUGUUCUACAUUGAAUUCAAAUAUGAGCGCCUCACCAGGUUCUAUUUCCUCUGUGGAAUCAUUGGACACAAUGAGAAGUAUUGCCAGAAGCAAUUUGAAGGUGUUACCAAGGAAACCGUUCGACCUUAUGGACCGGAACUGAGGGCCACCGGUCGACGUGUUCAACAGAGUACCGGACACAGAUGGCUGUUGUCUGAGCCUCCGAAGCGGAUGACCAAUGAGGCAAAUACUGGAAUUCCUUUUGCUGAACACAGUUGCGCUUCUGAGCAUGGGGGAAUAUCGGGAAACAAAGGUGUUGCUGAGCAUUAUCCAGGGGUCACAAGGUCCCAAGCUGAGACGGAUGGCAUGUCAGGAGCAUUAAUGGAGGAGCAUGCGUCUGCAGGUAAUUUAAUGCUCUCUACCGUCUCUUUGAACACAAACUCUGAACAGGCCAGCUUUGGGCCUACCUUGCAAGACAUGAGGAAAAGGAAAAUGGUCCGUUCUUGUGAGGAAGCCCAGAAUGAUCAUUUGAUGGUGGAUUACUCUUUGGUUUCCAUUGAGCAAAAAAACUCGUUAGAGGCGGGUCCUGUGUACCAGGCCCGCCUAGAUCAAUGA
Molecule: messenger RNA, 999 nt
Organism: Ipomoea nil (Japanese morning glory)
Lineage: Eukaryota; Viridiplantae; Streptophyta; Magnoliopsida; Solanales; Convolvulaceae
Exons: 1
Coding region: 1-999 (332 amino acids)
Source: RefSeq, a predicted model, not a curated record